This is a messenger RNA of Python bivittatus (Burmese python), 2269 nucleotides long. NCBI's taxonomy places the organism in Eukaryota, Metazoa, Chordata, Lepidosauria, Squamata, Pythonidae. The record is from RefSeq and is a predicted model, not a curated record.
UCCCACGCCAGCUGCGCGGGCUUCUCCCUGCAGGUCAUCGAGGAGCUGCGGAAGCUCCUGGACUUCCACGAGAAGCAGACGGGGGAGAAGCUGCCCUUCCUGGGGUUGGCCCUCAGCUCCAGGAAGAACCUCUGCGUCCACCCCGAGGUGAGCAGCCUGCGCUUUGGGAAGGAGGUGGACGGCAAGUGCUUCAGCCUCACCGCCUCAUACAUCCGGGCUCAGCACCAGCAGGAUGGCAGCGUCCCUUCUUGCCGUUUCUUUGAGGAAUUUGAUGCUCACGGUCGUCAGGUGCCACUUCCAUAUGGCGUCUAUAACCUGGAUGACUUGAAGGCUUACGGUCAGCAGAAGGGCUGGUGCCCCUACUUCCUUGCCCGCUACUCGAUCCUUCAUGCCAAUAUUGUGGUCUACAGCUACCACUAUCUCCUGGACCCCAAGAUUGCUGACGUGGUCUCCAAGGAGCUGGCCAAGAAAUCCGUGGUGGUUUUCGAUGAGGCUCACAACAUCGACAACGUCUGCAUUGAUUCCAUGGGGGUCAACAUUACACGCAAGAUCCUGGAUCGCUGCCAGGGGAAUGUGGCCACGUUGCAAGCUGCCAUCCAAAAGAUCAAGGAAACGGAUGCUCAGAAGCUGAAGGAGGAGUACCAACAGCUGGUGCAGGGGUUGCGGGAGGCCAACGUCGCCCGGGAAACAGACGUCUAUUUGGCCAACCCUGUGCUGCCGGACGAGAUCCUCCAGGAGGCUGUGCCUGGUAACAUCCGAACAGCAGAGCACUUUGUGGCCUUCCUGAAGCGCCUCUUGGAGUACCUGAAGUCCCGGCUGCGAGUCCAUCAUGUGGUCCAGGAGAGCCCCCCGUCCUUCUUGAAGGACAUCUUCGAGAAGGUCUGCAUCGAGCGCAAGCCCCUCCGGUUCUGUGCCGAGCGACUGCGCUCCCUCCUUCGCACGCUGGAAAUUGCAGACAUCUCUGACUUCUCCCCCAUUACACUCAUCUCUCACUUUGCCACCUUGGUCAGCACGUACUCCAAGGGAUUUACCAUCCUUAUAGAACCCUUCGACGACAGGACACCCACGAUCCUCAACCCGAUCCUGCACUUCAGCUGCAUGGAUGCCUCAAUUGCUAUCAAGCCCGUCUUUGAGCGGUUCCAGUCGGUCAUCAUCACCUCAGGAACCCUUUCCCCGCUUGACAUCUACCCCCAAAUCCUGGACUUCCGGCCAGUGACCAUGGCUACCUUCACCAUGACCCUUGCCCGGACCUGCCUCUGCCCAAUGAUUGUGGGGCGAGGGAAUGACCAAGUGACCAUCAGCUCCAAGUUUGAGACACGUGAGGACAUUGCCGUUAUCCGCAACUAUGGCAACCUGCUGCUGGAGAUGUCGGCCGUGGUCCCCGAUGGCAUCGUUGCCUUCUUCACCAGCUACCAGUACAUGGAGAACAUUGUUGCCUCGUGGUAUGAGCAGGGGAUCUUGGAGAACAUCCAGCGGAACAAACUCAUCUUCAUCGAGACGCAGGAUGGAGCCGAGACGAGCGUGGCCCUGGAGAAGUACCAAGAGGCCUGCGAGAACGGCCGAGGAGCUAUCUUGCUGUCGGUGGCCAGGGGGAAGGUCUCCGAAGGAAUCGACUUUGUUCACCAUUACGGGAGAGCCGUGAUCAUGUUCGGGGUUCCCUACGUCUACACCCAGAGCCGCAUCCUGAAGGCUCGGCUGGAAUACCUGAGGAACCAGUUCCAAAUCCGUGAAAAUGACUUCCUGACGUUUGACGCCAUGCGGCAUGCGGCGCAGUGUGUGGGCCGGGCCAUUCGUGGCAAGACGGACUAUGGCCUCAUGGUCUUUGCAGACAAGCGCUUUGCCCGGGCAGACAAACGGGGCAAGCUGCCCCGCUGGAUCCAGGAGCACAUCACAGACGCCAACCUCAACCUGACGCUGGACGAGGCCGUGCAGGUAGCCAAGCACUUCCUGCGCCAGAUGGCCCAGCCCUUCCGCAAGGAAGACCAGCUGGGCCUGUCACUGCUCACCUUCGAGCAGCUGCAGUCGGAGGAGACCCUGCGCAAAGUGCAGGAGAUCGCGCACCAGGUGUGAGCGGCAGCAGACGGCGCCGGCAACGCCAGCGCGCUCUGCAGGGAAGGACCCCCAGGCCAUCCAUGCUGCGAAGAGAAGAGAGGCCACCCAGAGGGCAUUGCUUUUGGCCUGGACCCAAGCCUCUUAGCCCUCUCCCUCCCUCCCUCCCUCCCACUAAUCCUAAUUUCUGGACUAAGGUUUUAAUAAAGGGGAUCGGUCU